CCCAUUUGCACACAUGGAAGGUCACCAUAAAUAUAUGAUUGAAUUUAAUGAUUUAUUUAAAUGACCAAACAAUAAAUAUAUGAUUCAAUCUCAGCAAUCAGUUACAACUUAUACCCAAACUGAUGGAAGCCCAGAUAAUAAAUGGGUCGUCCAUAGGCUCAAUAAUACAUAAAACAGCCCCAAUUAUAUGCUAAUGAGGCGCUAAUAUUACUCGCCUUAUCGACGUGACAAACUAUAUAACUCAAUGUAUUGUGUGCCCUAAUUUCGUCGCCAGAACCAGAGAGAAAGAUAAAUGGCAGAAGAAGAUUUCGAGAACAAUCAGCCUUCGGUGAUAAAUAUUGAUGAUGAGGAAGAAGGAGAAGAUCUCUUCAUGAAUAAUUUUAUGGAAGAUUAUCGAAUAGAUGGGCAUGAUCAGUAUGAUGACUUAGAUCAGAUUAUACAUUACCGUUUUGUGGCUGAUGCUGUACUUGGUGCUCAAGAAACUCGCAACCGAAAUCUUCUUCACGAUAACGAUAACUUCAUCGUUGUAGACGCGGCCGGAGAAGUAGAAGAUCUUCAAAUUAUUAGGGAUGAGCCUGAGGAGGAGGAGGAAGGAGAAGUUCUAUUCAACGAGAAUUUCUUAGAAGAUUAUCGGCAUAUGGAUGAGCAUGAAUGAUGAGUAGAGUUAGUUGAUGAUGAAAGUGAUUUAGUCAUUUAGAUAGAUUAUGAAAAGUUUGUUCUCCAUUGUGUUUUUUUUUCCCCGAUAAGGUUGAGUUGUUAUAAUAAGUUUGUUUUGAUUACAAUCUACUAUACAUUUUUCAACACUUUUUGGAGAUCCUAAUCGGGUCGGGGUUUUUUUCAAUUUUGACACGGAUUUUUUUUUUCUGACCCGACUCAAUGACCAAUCAAAACUCUCGGAUCCUGAUAAAUGAGACUUGCCAAAAAAAAAUGCAAGGAAUUCGGCCAAAUAUUCUCUUCCUAUACUUCCCUAAACUACCAAAUCCUAUUAUUACCGGAUUCAAUAUCUUUCCUAUAUAGAUGCUAACAGAUUCGUUA
Arabidopsis lyrata subsp. lyrata is the source of this 1035-nucleotide messenger RNA. RefSeq names its product DNA replication licensing factor MCM2. Bases 293 to 655 code for a protein of 120 amino acids. The transcript has a single exon. The record is from RefSeq and is a predicted model, not a curated record. NCBI's taxonomy places the organism in Eukaryota, Viridiplantae, Streptophyta, Magnoliopsida, Brassicales, Brassicaceae.